Messenger RNA from Symbiodinium pilosum, 186 nucleotides. Lineage: Eukaryota; Dinophyceae; Suessiales; Symbiodiniaceae. The record is from the annotation of a GenBank genome assembly.
GCCAGCUUGGGGGAAAUGAUCCACGAGUUUGCAGAGCAGCUGUCAAGCGAGCAAGCCAACAAGGCCAAGAUCGACACAAGAUGUCAGAAGCUGACGCGGCGGUACCUCACCCUGAAAGCAGAGAAGGAGGCAUUGCAAAAGCAGCUGGGCAAGUUUGAGGAUGGCCUGGCAAGCACAACCCCGAAG